Molecule: messenger RNA, 6828 nt
Organism: Budorcas taxicolor (takin)
Lineage: Eukaryota; Metazoa; Chordata; Mammalia; Artiodactyla; Bovidae
Gene: MAP3K1
Product: mitogen-activated protein kinase kinase kinase 1
Exons: 20
Coding region: 1-4524 (1507 amino acids)
Biological process (GO): protein phosphorylation
Cellular component (GO): cytoplasm
Molecular function (GO): zinc ion binding; ATP binding; protein serine/threonine kinase activity
Source: RefSeq, a predicted model, not a curated record
AUGGCGGCGGCGGCGGGGAAUCGCGCCUCGUCCUCGGGAUUCCCGGGCGCCGGGGCGGCGAGCCCCGAAGCGGGCGGCGGCAGAGGGGCCCUCAAGGCGAGCAGCGCGCCUGCGGCAGCCGCGGGGCUGCUGCGGGAGGCGGGCAGUGGGGGCCGUGAGCGGGCGGACUGGAGGCGGCGGCAGCUGCGCAAAGUGCGGAGUGUGGAGCUGGACCAGCUGCCCGAGCCGCCGCUUUUCCUCGCCGCCUCGCCGCCGUCCUCCUCCACUUCCCCGUCGCCGGAGCCCCCGGACGCGGCGGCGGGCGGGAGCGGUUUCCAUCCUGUGGCGGUGCCGCCGCCCCACGGAGCCGCGAGCCGCGGUGGCGCCCACCCUGCCGAGCCGGCGGCCGCAGCGGACAGCGGCGCCCAGAGCCCCGCGGGGGCCGAGCCGGGGGAGAAGCGGACGCCCGCCGCCGAGCCGACUGCGGCGGCCCCGGCCGGUCGUGAGAUGGAGAAUAAAGAAACUCUCAAGGGACUGCACAAGAUGGACGAUCGCCCAGAAGAACGAAUGAUCAGGGAGAAACUGAAGGCCACCUGUAUGCCAGCCUGGAAGCAUGAAUGGCUGGAACGGAGAAACAGGAGAGGUCCCGUGGUGGUAAAGCCAAUCCCUAUUAAAGGAGAUGGAUCUGAAAUUAAUAACUUGGCAGCCGAGUCUCAAGGAGAGGGCCCAACGAGCGCUGCUUCCUCAGCUCCCAAAGGCCGACGCAGCCCUUCCCCUGGCAGCUCCCCCUCAGGUCGCACAGUGAAAUCUGAAUCUCCAGGAGUAAGGAGAAAAAGAGUUUCUCCAGUGCCCUUUCAGAGUGGGAGAAUCACACCACCUCGAAGAGCCCCUUCACCAGAUGGCUUCUCACCAUACAGCCCCGAGGAAACAAACCGCCGUGUAAACAAAGUGAUGCGGGCCAGGCUGUACUUACUACAGCAAAUAGGACCCAACUCCUUCUUGAUUGGAGGAGACAGCCCAGACAACAAAUACCGGGUGUUUAUCGGGCCUCAGAACUGCAGCUGUGGGCGUGGAACAUUUUGUAUUCAUCUGCUAUUUGUUAUGCUCCGGGUAUUUCAGCUAGAACCUUCAGACCCAAUGUUAUGGAGAAAAACUUUAAAGAAUUUUGAGGUUGAGAGUUUGUUCCAGAAAUAUCACAGUAGGCGUAGCUCAAGGAUCAAAGCUCCGUCUCGUAACACCAUCCAGAAAUUUGUUUCACGCAUGUCAAAUUCUCAUACACUGUCGUCAUCUAGCACGUCUACAUCCAGUUCAGAAAACAGUAUAAAAGAUGAAGAGGAACAGAUGUGUCCUAUCUGCCUGUUGGGCAUGCUUGAUGAAGAAAGUCUUACCGUGUGUGAAGACGGCUGCAGGAACAAGCUGCACCACCACUGCAUGUCAAUCUGGGCAGAAGAAUGUAGAAGAAAUAGAGAACCUUUAAUAUGUCCCCUUUGUAGGUCUAAGUGGAGAUCCCACGAUUUCUACAGCCACGAGUUGUCCAGCCCUGUGGAUUCCCCUUCUCCCCUGCGAGCUACACAGCAGCAGACCACCCAGCAGCAUCCCUUGGCUGGAUCCCAGCGGAGGAAUCAGGAGAGCAGUCUUAACCUUACUCAUUAUGGGACUCAGCAGAUCCCUCCUUCUUACAAAGAUUUAGCUGAGCCUUGGAUUCAGGUAUUUGGAAUGGAACUCGUUGGCUGCUUAUUUUCUAGAAACUGGAAUGUAAGAGAGAUGGCUCUCAGACGUCUUUCCCACGACGUUAGUGGGGCUCUGCUAUUGGCAAAUGGGGAGAGCACUGGAAAUUCUGGGAGCAAUAGCGGAAGCAGUCCAAGUGCUGGAGCCACCAGUGGGUCUUCCCAGACCAGUAUCUCAGGAGACGUGGUGGAGGCAUGCUGCAACGUUUUGUCAAUGGUCUGUGCUGACCCUGUCUACAAAGUGUACGUUGCUGCUUUAAAAACGUUGAGAGCCAUGCUAGUAUAUACUCCUUGCCAUAGUCUGGCAGAAAGAAUCAAACUGCAGAGACUUCUCCGGCCAGUUGUAGACACCAUCCUAGUCAAGUGUGCAGACGUCAAUAGUCGCACAAGUCAGCUGUCUAUAUCAACGCUAUUGGAAUUGUGCAAAGGCCAAGCAGGAGAGUUGGCAGUUGGCAGAGAAAUACUUAAAGCUGGAUCCAUUGGUAUUGGUGGUGUUGAUUAUGUCUUAAAUUGUAUUCUUGGAAACCAAACUGAAUCAAACAACUGGCAAGAACUCCUGGGCCGUCUUUGUCUCAUAGAUAGACUGCUGUUGGAAUUUCCUGCUGAAUUUUACCCUCAUAUUGUCAGUACUGAUAUUUCACAACCUGAGCCUGUUGAAGUCAGGUAUAAGAAGCUGCUGUCCCUCCUGACCUUUGCUUUGCAGUCCAUUGAUAAUUCCCACUCAAUGGUUGGUAAACUCUCCCGAAGGAUAUAUUUGAGUUCUGCAAGAAUGGUUACUGCAGUACCCCAUGUAUUUUCAAAACUGUUAGAAAUGCUGAAUGUUUCCAGUUCCACUCAUUUUACCAGGAUGCGGCGGCGUUUGAUGGCUAUUGCAGACGAGGUGGAAAUUGCUGAGGCCAUUCAGCUGGGCUUAGAAGACACUUUGGAUGGUCGACAUGACCGCUUUUUGCAGGCAUCUGCCCCUAACAGCUAUCCAGAAGCCAUGGACAAUAGUUCCUUUGAAUGCACGGACCAUUUAGAGAAAACUGGAAAAGGAUUGUGUGCUACAAAGUUGAGUGCCAGUUCAGAGGACAUUUCUGACCGACUGGCCGGCAUUUCAGUAGGACUUCCUAGUUCAACAACAAUGGAGCAACCAAAGCCAAUGGUUCAAACAAAGGGCAGACCCCACAGUCAGUGUCUGAAUGCCUCUCCUGUAUCUCCUCAUUCCCAGUUAAUGUUCCCAGCCUUGUCAACCCCUUCUUCAUCAGCCCCAUCUGUACCACCUGGUGCCGGGACAGAUCUCUCUAAGCAGAGACCUCAGGGGUUUGUUCCCUGCAAAAUGCCUUCUGCGUCUCCUCAAACACAGCGCAAGUUUUCUCUACAGUUCCAGAGAAACUGUUCUGAAAACAAAGACUCAGAUAAACUUUCCCCAAUCUUCACUCAGUCAAGACCCCUACCCUCCAGUAAUAUACACAGGCCAAAGCCAUCUCGACCUACCCCAAGUAAUACAAGUAAACAGGGAGAUGCCUCAAAAAAUAGCAUGACACUUGAUUUGAACAGUAGUUCCAAAUGUGAUGACAGCUUUGGCAGUAGCAGCAAUAGCAGUAAUGCUGUUAUACCCAGUGACGAGACAGUGUUCACCCCAGUAGAAGAGAAAUGCAGAUUAGAUGUCAAUACAGAGCUCAACUCCAGUAUCGAGGACCUUCUUGAAGCAUCUAUGCCUUCAAGUGACACAACAGUAACUUUUAAGUCAGAAGUCGCUGUGCUCUCUCCUGAAAAAGAUGAAAAUGAUGAUACCUACAAAGACGAUGUGAAUCAUAAUCAAAAGUGCAAAGAAAAGAUGGAAGCUGAAGAAGAAGAAGCUUUAGCGAUUGCCAUGGCAAUGUCAGCAUCUCAGGAUGCCCUCCCCAUAGUUCCUCAACUGCAGGUUGAAAAUGGAGAAGAUAUCAUCAUUAUUCAACAAGAUACACCAGAGACUCUACCAGGACAUACCAAAGCAAAACAGCCUUAUAGAGAAGACAGUGAAUGGCUGAAAGGUCAGCAGAUAGGCCUUGGUGCCUUCUCUUCUUGUUAUCAGGCUCAAGAUGUGGGAACUGGAACUUUAAUGGCUGUUAAACAGGUGACAUAUGUCAGGAAUACGUCUUCUGAGCAAGAAGAGGUAGUAGAAGCAUUAAGAGAAGAGAUAAGAAUGAUGAGCCAUCUGAAUCAUCCAAACAUCAUCAGGAUGUUGGGAGCCACCUGUGAGAAGAGCAAUUAUAAUCUCUUCAUUGAAUGGAUGGCAGGGGGCUCUGUGGCUCAUUUGCUCAGUAAAUAUGGAGCCUUCAAGGAGUCAGUAGUUAUUAACUAUACUGAACAGUUACUUCGUGGCCUUUCAUAUCUCCAUGAAAACCAGAUCAUUCACAGAGAUGUCAAAGGUGCCAAUUUGCUCAUUGACAGCACAGGUCAGAGACUGAGAAUUGCUGAUUUUGGAGCUGCAGCCAGGCUGGCGUCAAAAGGAACCGGUGCAGGAGAGUUUCAGGGACAGUUAUUGGGGACAAUUGCAUUUAUGGCCCCUGAGGUCCUCAGAGGCCAGCAGUAUGGUCGGAGCUGUGAUGUAUGGAGUGUUGGCUGUGCUAUUAUAGAAAUGGCUUGUGCUAAACCACCUUGGAAUGCAGAGAAACACUCCAAUCAUCUUGCUUUGAUAUUUAAGAUUGCCAGUGCAACUACUGCUCCAUCCAUUCCUUCACAUUUGUCUCCUGGUUUACGAGAUGUGGCUCUUCGUUGUUUAGAACUUCAACCUCAGGACAGACCUCCAUCGAGAGAGCUACUGAAGCAUCCAGUCUUCCGUACUACGUGGUAGCCAGUUAUACAAAUAAACUGUUACAGAGACAGGAUGCUCAACAAGAGGAAAGAACUUUUGUGGGGAACCACUUUGAUGAUCUGCUGGCCUUCAUGCCACUGAACAGCUAUGAACAAGAUCAGUGGGGAACCCUUACCUAAGUAUGUGAUUGACAAAUCAUGAUUUGUACCUAAGCUUAGUAUGCAAAAGUCCACAAUUUGUGCAGAAACUGUAAACCGUGCCUUUCAAAGAACUGGCCCUUAGUAAACAGGAAAGCAGUGAACUCUGCAUGACUAAUUAACAGAGCUUAAUUAUUUGGAGCACUUUUUCAGCAAUAUUAGCAGCUGAGGGGCUCAGGAUCUGUUUUAAUGUUUCAAUUAUUCUUCCAUUUCAUAUCCUGAUCACAAGCAGGGGGUUCUGCAGUUCUGUUCUUUUUUGUCACUGGCUAUAACAGUCAGUAUCUGCCUCUUUUAGGUCAGAAUAUGCUAUAAGUAGCAGUAAAUAAAUAUAUUUUUGAAAAGUUGACAACUUCUUUAUGACCCACAAUUGACUGUUUUUUUUUUUUUUUUAUGCCUGGGCAAUUGUGGUUCAUUGUGCAUUUUACUGUUGGCCCAUUCAUUUCGUUUUUGGAAAUUACGGUUCUAUACUUUCAUUUCACCUUCAUUUUUGUUUAAUAUUCAGGGAAAGGUGACCUUUUCAAACCACACACAAAAAAGGUAGAACUAGAUGUGAACUAGAGUUUAUUAAAUAUCUUGCUGUUGCAAGAGUUUUUUAAAAUACAGAUUUAAAAACUUUGUUUUUAAAAUUGGAAUAUGAUAAAAUACUACCUUCAUUGAGUCAGUCACUGCUCUUCUCAUGCAGGUUAAAUAUAAAUUAAGUGAAAAUCAAAUGUUCUCUGUGAUGCAGCUCACAACCAAGAUCAAGAUGACCUUGAAAUGUAUUUGAACUUUGUUUCUUUAGUAGGAAACUUCACACCAUUUAGGUCUUACAAUGUAUGUAAUAAUCCAUCAUCCAUCAUCACCACUGAUAAUGUUAACUGCUAUUUUCCUUCCACCAUGUAUCAUCUCUUUACAGUAGGCCUGGCUGAGAGAUACCUAAAGAAAAAUUAAUUUAAUUAUGCAACUACAAACAAGUGUUUCCAAACAAUAAAUUUGCUUCAAACUUGGAAAAUAUGUUCAGAAAGAAAAGUGACAUUGAAAUUUCAUUUACGCACUAAUUCGUUGGAUUUUGCACAGUUCUCUAAUGUUUUUUAUCUGAACUGAAUUCAGAUGCAUGGAAUCCUGAAGGAAAAUGGCAGCUCCUUUACCCUUUUUCUGUGAGUUUUUUAAAUCAAGUACUGAUUUAAGUAUUUAAUACAACUUUUUGAGAUGUUAAGUUUUAACUCUUCAGAAGCCAGUUGAAUUGUUGCAGAGUUAAAUAGAAUUGGUUAUUCUCAAAGACUCAGGAUAAACUAAAUAAGCUAUAUAGAGAGUACAUUUUAAAUGUACAACACAAAUUGGAAGUAAAAUAAGUUACAAGAUAAGUUUACAGGGCAGUUUUUUUUUAAUAUAAAUGAAUGUGUUUCUUAGUGAAAUUUUACAUUCCUUUGGUUGGAAGAUUGGCAAUAUUUGAAGAGUUAAAAAUAGUACUGAAAUGUGAAGUUUGGUAGCUCUAAAUGUGUUGUGUUUCCUCUUUUUUUUUGACUACUUUAGAAUUUUCACAGCUCUAAUCAGAUUGUUUCCAGGUCUCUCGUGUGCAAGCUUUAAAGGAUGCACUCUUGCCAUUUUAUGUACUGGAAGGUCAUUGGUCAGAUUAAUACUGUGUCUGACAGAGAUGUAAACUGUAUAAACUGAGGAACCUCAGCUAAUCAGUAUUACUUUGUAGACCACCAUGCCCACCACAUUUCAAACUCAAACUGCCUCUAGAUGCCAGAAUCCAUUGUUUGAGUUUGUUUGCAGUUCCCUCAGCUUGCUGGUAAUUGUGGUGUUUUGUUUUUUUGUUUUGUUUUCAAUGCAAAUGUGAUGUAAUAUUCUUAUUUUCUUUGGAUCAAAGCUGGACUGAAAAUUGUAAUGUGUAAUUAUUUUUGUGUUCUUAAUGUUAUUUGGUACUCAAGUUGUAAAUAACGUCUACUGCUGUUUAUCCCAGUUUCUACUACCUCAGGUGUCCUAUAGAUUUUUCUUCUACCAAAGUUCACUUUCACAAUGAAAUUAUAUUUGCUGUAUGACUAUGAUUCCUAAGACUUCCAGGGCUUAAGGGCUAACUUCUAUUAGCACCUUACUGUGUAAGCAAAUGUUACAAAAAAAGAAUCUCUGGGUUAAGAAAAAUUUGGCUUAAAUGUAUUCUUUG